Messenger RNA from Cinara cedri, 845 nucleotides. NCBI's taxonomy places the organism in Eukaryota, Metazoa, Arthropoda, Insecta, Hemiptera, Aphididae. The record is from the annotation of a GenBank genome assembly.
AUGGUGAUGGUUAUCGAUUUUCCAAAAACCAACGCAGGUACUUACAUUCAUAUUAUUUAUGUUAUAAUGUAUUUAAAAUCAAAAUUGUACUUUUGUUUUAUACAUAUAUUGUGAAACAUACUUAAACGAAUUAUUAUAAUGUGUAGGAUAUAAAUCAAACGGAGCAAUAACUAAUAUCGGUAAGGUUUAAAAAUUUCAAUUAAGUACCUGCUGGUCUACACUAAUUGGGCCGCCAUAAGGAAUGGUCAGCUAAGGAACUAAAAAAAUAUCUUUAAGAUUCGUUUAAAUACCCUUUCAAUUUAAACUUAAAUUAGAUAUUUUUACUUGUUAUUUUAUGUUAAAAUACCUAGUAAAUCACAAUAAUAUACAUAAUGAUGAAUUAUUAUUUGUUUGUUUUUUUAUCAUUCAUUUAUUUAUUACAUAAUUUAUAUUAUUCAAGAAAUACAAUGGAAAUGAAGCAAUAGUCCCAGUUUUUAUUUAAAAUUUUAAUCGAUGUUGACUUGUGAUUUUAAUGAUAAUUUUUCAAUAAACUUAUAGAUAAUAGAUAUAACUUAAUAACUUGUAGAUAUAACAAAACUCUAUAAAUUCAAAUAAUUACUAUUUUUUGUAAGCUGUGUAAUAAAUGAAGUUUUGAAAUUUUUUUUUUCUUUAUCAUAGGCUCUUUUAAAUUAGACGAGAACACUAAAAUCGAAAUUCAUUCAGUUGAUUCACUCACUUCAGAAAUAGAUCAACCUGUUCAAUAUUUACUAACACUCAUGAACCACCCGUUCUCAGACAUAUUAGACGAUGAAGAAACAUGGAAUGAUUACAUUAAAAAAGGGAAGUUAUUAUUAUCAUCCAAAUAA